AUGAUACCAACAGAACCUACCACGUCUCAACACCACGUCUCCAAGGUUUCCAUCGUCUCCUACAUGCCACCAUCACACAACUCUUGGCACCUCGGACGACCACAAAGAACAAAUUUCACACCCCUUUCCUCCCUCAGCACAACAAGCUCCCAACCUACUCUUCCCACCCCCUCUUCACAUACCACUCCGCCUCCGUCUCUGCACUAUCCCCAUCCACUAUCGAAUCUCACCAAGAAAUGGGUGUCGUGUCCCCUCAACGGCGAUCAACAUGCCCCCACACCAUUCCACAGCAUUGCCCACGAAGCCCUAGUUGUUUCUCAUGACCGUGCAAGACUUGGUUUCGGAGAGAAACAGAAUCCAAGAAGAUUUGAGCCGGUUGUUACUCGGGGAUACGUGACUAUUGCGCCUGCGAGACUAGCUCAUCGGCUUCUUGAGGACAUGGACAGCGGGUUUGAAAUCGAGGGCAGUCAUCCUCUGGGUGAAGCGUGGGACAUGUGUUACGACUUGAAAGGGGAGGAGAACAGGAGAGGGGGGGGUCAAGGGUCCCAAGUGGUAGGUAUGAAGGGGCAUCCCCUUUACAGAGAGACCAGUUCAGCUGGAAACUUGUAA
Messenger RNA from Metarhizium robertsii ARSEF 23, 609 nucleotides. RefSeq names its product vacuolar ATP synthase subunit A. Lineage: Eukaryota; Fungi; Ascomycota; Sordariomycetes; Hypocreales; Clavicipitaceae. The record is from RefSeq and is a predicted model, not a curated record. The transcript has a single exon. Bases 1 to 609 code for a protein of 202 amino acids.